CAAGAUGGCUGCGCUCUUGCUGAGACAUAUUGGUCGUCAUUGCCUCCGAACCCACUUUAGCCCUCAACUCUGUAUCAGAAAUGCUGUUCCUUUGGGAACCACGGCCAAAGAAGAGAUGGAGCAGUUCUGGAAUAAGAAUAUAGGUUCAAACCGUCCUGUAUCUCCCCACGUCACUAUCUACAGUUGGUCUCUUCCCAUGGCAAUGUCCAUCUGCCACCGUGGCACUGGUAUUGCUUUGAGUGCAGGGGUCUCUCUUUUUGGCAUGUCGGCCCUGUUACUCCCUGGGAACUUUGAGUCUUAUUUGGAACUCGUGAAGUCCCUGUGUCUGGGGCCAGCACUGAUCCACACAGCUAAGUUUGCACUCGUCUUCCCUCUCAUGUAUCAUACCUGGAAUGGGAUCCGACACUUGGUGUGGGAUCUAGGAAAAGGCCUGAAGGUUCCCCAGCUAUACCAGUCUGGAGUGGUUGUCCUGGUUCUUACUGUGUUGUCCUCUAUGGGGCUGGCAGCCAUGUGAAGAAUGGAGGUUCCCAGCAUCAUCUUCUUACACCUUAUUACAUUUAUCCAUCUUUCUGUUUUUCAUUCUUAUCUCCAGCCUGGGAAAAGUUCUCCUUAUUUGUUUAGAUCCUUUUGUACUUUCAGAUCCCCUUGGAGCAGUAGAGUACCUUGUAGACCAUAAUAGUGGAAAA
Molecule: messenger RNA, 686 nt
Organism: Piliocolobus tephrosceles (Ugandan red Colobus)
Lineage: Eukaryota; Metazoa; Chordata; Mammalia; Primates; Cercopithecidae
Product: succinate dehydrogenase cytochrome b560 subunit, mitochondrial
Exons: 1
Coding region: 5-514 (169 amino acids)
Biological process (GO): tricarboxylic acid cycle; mitochondrial electron transport, succinate to ubiquinone
Cellular component (GO): respiratory chain complex II (succinate dehydrogenase); membrane
Molecular function (GO): electron transfer activity
Source: RefSeq, a predicted model, not a curated record